Prionailurus viverrinus (fishing cat) is the source of this 4689-nucleotide messenger RNA. RefSeq names its product semaphorin 3G (gene SEMA3G). The record is from RefSeq and is a predicted model, not a curated record. Bases 52 to 2364 code for a protein of 770 amino acids. Lineage: Eukaryota; Metazoa; Chordata; Mammalia; Carnivora; Felidae. Gene Ontology annotation, biological process: neural crest cell migration; negative regulation of axon extension involved in axon guidance; positive regulation of cell migration. Gene Ontology annotation, molecular function: semaphorin receptor binding; chemorepellent activity. The transcript is spliced from 16 exons.
GCGGACUGAGGGCGGCUCUGCUGGGCAGCGUGGUGCCUUUGGUUCCCCAGCAUGGUCCCCUCGGCCUGGGCCAUCUGCUGCAUGCUGGGGGGACUCCUGCUCCUCGGGGGCAGCCCCAGCCCUGGCCCCAGCGUGCCUCGCCUGCGGCUCUCCUACCGAGAUCUCCUGUCUGCCAACCGUUCUGCUGUCUUUCUGGGUCCCCGGGGAUCCCUGGACCUUCGGGCCAUGUACCUGGAUGAGUACCGGGACCGCCUUUUUCUGGGGGGCCGUGAUGCCAUCUACUCUCUGCGGCUGGAUCAGUCAUGGCCGGAUCCCCGGGAGGUCCUGUGGCCACCACAGCCAGGACAGAAGGAGGAGUGUGUUCGCAAGGGAAGAGAUCCUUUGGUGGAGUGCGCCAAUUUUGUGCGGGUCCUACAGCCCCACAACCGGACCCACCUGCUGGCAUGUGGCACUGGGGCCUUCCAGCCCACCUGUGCCCUCAUCACGGUUGGGCAUCGUGGGGAGCACGUGCUCCACCUGGAGCCCAGCAGUGUGCAAAGUGGGCGGGGGCGGUGUCCACAUGAGCCCAGCAGUCCCUUCGCCAGCACCUUUGUAGGUGGGGAGCUGUACACGGGCCUCACGGCUGACUUCCUGGGGCGCGAGGCCAUGAUCUUCCGGACUGGGGGUCCCCGACCAGCUUUACGUUCUGACUCUGACCAGAACCUCCUUCACGACCCCCGGUUUGUGAUGGCCGCCCGGAUUGCUGACAACUCUGACCAGGAUGAUGACAAGGUGUACUUCUUCUUCUCGGAAACCGUGCCCUCGCCCGAUGGUGGCCCAGGCCGUGUCACAGUCAGCCGCGUGGGCCGUGUCUGCGUGAAUGACGCCGGUGGCCAGCGAGUGCUGGUGAACAAAUGGAGCACCUUUCUCAAGGCCAGGCUGGUGUGCUCAGUGCCUGGCCCUGGUGGUGCCGAGACCCACUUUGACCAGCUGGAGGAUGUGUUCCUGCUGUGGCCCAGCGCAGGGAAGACCCUUGAGGUGUACGCCCUGUUCAGCACAGUCAGUGCUGUGUUCCAGGGCUUUGCCGUCUGUGUGUACCACAUGGAGGAUAUCUGGGAGGUCUUCAGGGGACCCUUUGCCCACCAAGAUGGUCCCCAGCACCAGUGGGGACCCUAUGGGGGCAAGGUGCCCUUCCCUCGCCCUGGAGUGUGCCCCAGCAAGAUGACAGCGCAGCCAGGACGACCCUUUGGCAGCACCAAGAACUACCCAGAUGAGGUGCUGCAGUUUGCCCGAGCCCACCCACUUAUGUUCUGGCCCGUGCGGCCACAGCAGGGGCGCCCUGUCCUUGUCAAAACGCAUCUGGCCCAGCAAUUGCGCCAGAUCGCGGUGGACCGUGUGGAGGCAGAGGAUGGGACCUACGACGUCAUCUUCCUGGGGACUGACUCGGGCUCCGUGCUCAAGGUCAUCGCCCUCCAGGGUGGGGCCUCCACUGAGUCCGAGGAGGUGGUUUUGGAGGAACUCCAGGUGUUUAAGGUGCCGACACCCAUCACUGAGAUGGAGAUCUCUGUCAAAAGGCAAAUGUUGUAUGUGGGCUCGAGGCUGGGCGUGGCUCGGCUGCAGCUGCACCACUGUGAAACCUACGGCAGUGCCUGUGCUGAGUGCUGCCUGGCCCGGGACCCAUACUGUGCCUGGGACGGUGCCUCCUGUACCCGCUACCGGCCUGGCACCAGCAAGCGCCGGUUCCGCAGGCAGGACAUCCGGCAUGGCAACCCUGCCCUGCAGUGCCUGGGGGAGAGCCAGGAAGACGAGGCUACAGGCCCCGUGGCGGCCACCACAGUCUACGGCACGGAGCACAACAGCACCUUCCUGGAGUGCCUGCCCAAGUCUUCCCAGGCUGCUGUGCACUGGUUCUUGCAGAGGCCAGGGGGUCAGGGACCCGACCAGGUAAAGACAGAUGAGAGAGUCCUGCAAACAGAGCAGGGGCUGCUGUUCCGCAGACUCAGCCACCUGGAUGCGGGCAUCUACACCUGCAAGACACUGGAGCACGGCUUCUCCCAGACUGUGGUCCGCCUGGCUCUGGAGGUGAUUGUGGCCACACAGCUCAACGGCCUGUUUCCUCGGGAUCCAAGGCCAGAGGAGACCCCAGGCUGGGGAGGCCUGGCCUCCACCCCCUCCAAGGCCUGGUAUAAGGACAUCCUGCAGCUCAUUGGCUUCGCCAACCUGCCCCGGGUGGACGAGUACUGUGAGCGCGUGUGGUGCCCUUCCAGGAGCCGGGGCAAACAGGCCAAGGGCAAGAGCUGGGCAGGGCUGGAGCUGGGCAAGAAGGUAAAGAGCCGGGGGCAGACCGAGCGCAAUCGGACGCCCCGGGAGGUGGAGGCCACAUAGAAGAGGGUGGAGGAGAGGGUGGUCGGGAUGGACCAGGUGGCCCAGCAACCCCCAGAGUCUCCCACCCACCCAGCUAGGGCUAAGGGGAGGGGGGCAGCAUGCCUGACUGCCUCUUAGAGGCGGGAGUCUCUGCCCCCCAUACUUCUACCAGGCUGCCCACAGGAAAAGCUGGGGCUUGAUGGAGGGCCCUGUGUCCAAGGCCUGUUCCUGCCCCUCUGUGCUCUCAGUCCUAGGCUGGAGCCAGCACCCUCUGUCUGCUGCCAACCCCAGUGGGCCUGCUGUUUGUUUUCAGACAUGGUCCCCAGAGCACAUUUCCGGCUGUGCCCGGAGGUGAGAGGCCUGGGUGGUUCUUUCCCAGCCAGCAGAACAAUGGCCAUCCUGAAUGACCCUUGGAGUGGGCGUUUGGGUGCGUCUGAGGAGGUGUCUGGGCAAGGGGCCCUUAGGCAGCCAGAGGAGGAUGGAAGUUGCCUCUAUGCUAGCACCCAUUAAGAGGACCUACUGUGAGUUGGGGCAGGGAAGGGGAGGGGCAGAGAAGGUGCAACAGCAAGCCCCUCCCCCCACUUGGGGUGGCUCCCUGCCACUGCCCACCACUUCUUCUCCAUGACAGAGUCAUAGAAGCAUUGACAGCCAGAGCUCCCUGGGCCCCUGGUCUGAGUCUCAGGCACUACUUCAUAAACCAAGCAGUGUCUCUACAGCCUGACUUCUCUUCCCUAGACCCCAAGCUGCCAGGCCAGAUUUCCUGGGAUGCCCAGACCUCUGAUGGGAGUCCCCCUCCCCACCAUCAGGGGCUGCAAUCUGAUGAAGGGAGAGGGUAGGUUCUAGGAGGAUUCUAGGUUCUGUGGACUAGAGAUGGGGAGAGGGGAGCGGGGGGAGUAUGGGGCAGGAGGGGGGGGCUGUCUCUCACUGGGUGGUACAAGAAUGCUCACAGCUGGGGAGGGAGGGAGUGUGGCAGCUCCCCGAGUAAGCUACAGCUGGUGGGCAGGCACAGGCCCAGGGCUUUGCCAGGGCCACAGAGGGUUGGGACACUUCUGAGGUGGGGAGAGGGUGAGACCCCCCAGGAUGGGCUAUGGGACCCCGGGCAGGCAUUCUCAAGAACCCAGGAUAGCAUCAAUUAGCUCAGGAGCCACAGGGGAAACCAGAUGUUUCCCCUCUGGGAUCGUUGGUUUCUGUUAAAUAAUGGUUGGUUAUAAAUGGUUUCAUUUAUGAAGAUUUUCUCUCUUAAGGGAAGAACAUAGAAGGAAAAAAAGCUGCUAAAUCCUGCUUGUUCUUGGAGGUGAGGCUCAGGUGGCCAGGAUGCAUUUUGUCUGGGUGUGUAGGGAGGUGUUUUUGCCAACAGCAGGGAUGUGUUUCUUGGGCUGGGGAGCACAGAGGGGGAGGAGAAGGAGGACUAAAUGAAAAAAGUCAUUCCCAGACUGCAUAUGAGCAAGUUAAUGACGCACAAAACUGACAGGAGGGGACAAGAGCAUCAGGUUUGAGAUUCCCUCCAUGAGAAAAACUAAGAUGAAGAAAGGAGGGGGAAAAACAGAUAAAAAAGCAGGACAGGGUUUCCUGCUCCACUGAACUCAAACCCAGACUGUACAUCUACCUUGGAUUUUACCUGAGUCACCCCACCACGCCCAGAGAACUGGGAUCCAAAAUAGGCCCCCUUUCCUCUUUGACUUCACAGUAAGUUAACCAGAGGCAUGGAGAUUAACCUUGGGAAGCCUCAGGUUUGGGGUUGCUGUGGCUGGGAAGUCAGCAGGUAAAAGCAAAGGAGAGGACUGUGGGGGUAGGGGGCUGGAGAAGGGCAUGGAGGGGGAGGUAGAGGCCAUGGAAGAGGGAGAGGAAAGAGCACAGAGCCCUGGGAAUGGGUGUAUAGAGCUGCAGCCCCUCUAUCCCAGCAAAGUCAGGAAGAAAUGACCAGCCAGGCUCUCAGUGGCCUCUAGGUUGGACCCAGGCAUGGCUGGCUCCAGGCAGGGUUCUCUGGGGAAGUUACUCUAGAUAAUGGAGGAGGAGCUCAAAAUCCUGAACAACGAACAUCUGCACUUAGAAAAUUAUGGACAGUUUCUGCCAACUCCCCACACCUCCCACCCCCAUGGUACUGUGUGUUAUUGACUCCUGGAAAUGCUUCUAUGUGUGAAUUCUAUUUUUAUAUUGGUAUGUUGAGAUCAGCCUUGUGGUUUUGUCUUCAGAGCACACUUCUUGUAAUUACUAUUGUUACUUUUAUUGUCAUGACUGCCUCUGUGCUUUGAUGAGGAUAUGAGGUAGUCUACCGCACAGACCUAUAAGGAAAGCGAUGGAGUUAAUAUUUACAUCACAUAAUUAUAUCAUUAUUGUAUCUCUGUA